This is a messenger RNA of Aethina tumida (small hive beetle), 2294 nucleotides long. RefSeq lists its product as uncharacterized. The record is from RefSeq and is a predicted model, not a curated record. Lineage: Eukaryota; Metazoa; Arthropoda; Insecta; Coleoptera; Nitidulidae. The transcript is spliced from 3 exons. Bases 344 to 1909 code for a protein of 521 amino acids.
ACGACAGGUGUUCGCGACGAGCAACACGCACCGCGCACCGACGACCACGCUACGCAGACGAGGGCCGGCUUCUGGCACGCCGACGAGUGACAGUGUUUAGGGGAGAGUACCGACCCCCUCGCCGUUUGUUGAUCCGUUUAUUUGCUGUUGCGGCGCAAUUCGGUAAUUUGAGGUUUUGACUUGAGAUGGAUCCGGGACCGUGACUUGAUAAAGUGAUUUAAAGGAUUUUAUCGAAUUUGACAAGUGAUUGUUGUUCAGUGCACCAAAUUUGUGGAUUACGUACUAAUGUUUACAUUUGGAUUUCGUCCAUUUUUCCACACACAAUAGAAUAUGACCAUCCAAAAUGACGAUAGCAGCUCUGUUACUUAGAGAGGAGUGUUCCACCUCCUUGUCCUCCAUAGUGGAGAAGUCGCAGACGAAGAAGCCACCUUUCCUGGAGUACGACCUGAUCCUGAACAACAACCACCUGGACCUGAUCCUCACCUCCAACAACGAACGCAUUCUGAAGUCCACAUCAAGUGAUGAAGGCUUCGAAUCGGACAUAGACAGUGUGUCGAUAGUUUCUAGUGAUGAAAGCUUCACGUCGGCCAACCUGCCCGAAGGUGGCGUCAAAAGUGAGGUCGACAGUGCCAAUGGGUCGUCCAGCAGUGACUCAGACACCGACUCCAAAAACGACGAAGGCACCUUAACGAAAGCGAGUCAGAAACUAACUAACGCCGUCAAGGAAACCUAUGAUCUAGUCAAAUGUAUAUGUUACACCGAUGUCAAGUUCCCCGACAUCCUGGUGUUCGUCAUACAGAACGUCACCUACGUAUUCAAGUUUAGUAAUUUAAAUAGCCUGCAGAACUUCUACACGAACUUCACCGCCCUGAAGGCGGUAGCCAACCAAAAAGUCUACAACAAAAACUUCCCGGCCAAGUUCAACCUGCUGCAACGCACCGACAACAACGGCGUCACCCACAUAGAGAUCACCAGAGAGUCGGGGGUUUAUGCCCGAGAUGAGGGCCCGAGCAGCAUCAUCAGCAUCAUAGCACCGGACAACCCUCACGACAAAUCCAAACCGGACGACAAGUCGAAGAACCCGAACUCCCGCCAAAGGACUGAAAGCAAAAUACUGGGUGCGGGCGACGGCACGCUAGUCAAAGAGCCGGAGCCCCAGGACGGCACGCUGAGGAAGGUGUGGAACUCGGCGGACGACCUGCUCGACUCCCCCAAGCGGCCGGAACGAAGGAAAAAGCCGAAGGGCAACGCCCCGCCGCCCCCCGUCCAACUCAACGACCAGAAGAGCGUCUACAGCGGACAGUUCGUCCGCGUCAACGUCAACUUCGACAUACUGAAGGACGAGAAAAAUCGGCUGAUCAUCAAAAGCGCCUGCGACGAGCCGCACCCCAGGAAGCUGCAGCACAAGCUGGCGGUGCCCAAGCCCAACUUCCUCAAAGCCAAGCCCGCGGUGCCGGAGGUGAGGAGGGAGACCAGCACCCUGAACCGGAACAGGCUGGUGGCCGAGACUAGCUGGACCAACUCCAUGCCCAAGGCACUCAAGAAGCCACGGAGUAAGUCGGAGACGAGGCAGUUCACGCCCAUGGCCUACAGAUACAUAGACACCACCCAGAACUACCCCCAUUCCUACAGUCUGGCCCCCGUCACCUACUUCUCCCAGUCCACCGGUUACACGUCGGGUUUUUCCAGUUUGAAAACCGGAAGCUCGCACUUGAACAACAGGCUGUUCGGCCUCUCGUCCAAGCUCAAAGACUUCACCGGACACGAAGCGAAGCACGACGACAAGUGGAACGGGAACGAGGGUGGGAACGGUGGUAAUUUGAAGAGUGUCAUCAAAAAAGAGGACACCAAGAAGAAGAACGACAAGAAGGUGACGUUCAGCGCCUACACCACCGUGCAGGUGGUCUAAACCCUUCAACUACUAACCACGUUGGACAUUUUUAGACCUCCUCAGUUUAAGAAUCUCCAGCGUCUAAAUUAUGUUGUAAUUUUUAAAUCUACCCUAAACCAAAUAUCGUCUUGUUUUAAUUUCAUAUUUUUACUUCUGAAAAUAUGAAUUUUGCACACAAUGUUAGCACCACAUGAACCUGAGGACCUUUGAGUUGUCUUUUCAUUUCAGCUGUAAUUGUAAAUGUAUUUUUUAUUAUUUUCCUUGAAUAAUUUUAAGUAGAUUUACUAAUUAUAUCCAUCAUUCGACUAAGGUACCACCCAACUGAGGUCUGGUACCAUUUUCUUGUAUAUUAUUUUAGUUGUAUAUAUUGUAACACUCUAUUUUAAUAAACGUGUAUUAUAAA